AUGCUGAGCACAGGCAACUCACAUCCUGCAUGGGAGGGUGUGAAAGCCAUGAUGGGGAUGCAGUCUAAGUCAUGGCUGUCUGCCUCCAUGCUGUUGGCUUCAGUGAUCCUUCUUCUUUAUUGGACGACAUCCUCAGCUCGCUCACAAGAUCCCACUUCCUCCAUCCUCUCAACAUCCUACAGGGUGAAGAGAGACCAGGCUUUCGAAAGCAGAGAGAAAUGGGAAAAAUCUUUAGCAGCUUUAGCAGCAGCAAAAGACGUCAUCCCUUUAAUCAAAAAAGUGAUUGAAAAGAUCGAUACCAAAAAGUUGCCAGCUGUGAUGAAGAGUCUCGCCAACUUUGCCAGCUUGGCACCUGGCAUCGGAGGUCUGAUCGCCCCUUUUAUCAACAUGGCCUUGAUCUUCAUCCCUCAGGAUGACCCGGUGCUGAACGAGGUGAAGAAAGGGUUUGAAGAAGUGAACAGGAAGUUGGACUCUAUCUCCAUCCAGAUCUCCAACCUAGAAACGAAUGUGGAAUGGUUUAACUACGCCAGCGUCUACUCUCAAGACGAACUCCUCAUCCUCAAUGCCUGGAAGAAGUUCAAUGAUCUUCUUCAGAACAGCCAGUUGGUAAAAAGUGAAGAGGACAAACUCCGACUGGCAGAGAUAUACGUCAACUACUAUGAGAACACAGGAACUGAAGCCAGUGUGGCCAACGUCUACCAUUACCUGACAGUCUCAGACACGUCUCUCAGUGGAAACCUCAACAAACUGCUGAGGAAGAAGUUUAAAUGUGAUGUUGAAAUGAUUGGCAAAUAUAACGUCUAUUUCAGCAGUUUGCUGUGGAAGGGGAUGGUGCUGAACCAGUUCUACUGGAAACUGAUAGGGUUGGACUCAUCAGGUAUAGAAGCUGAACACACCAAGAUGUUCAAGAACGUCUCUAGAAAUCAGAUAUCAGCUCUGGAAUACUGCCUGACCAACAUGCCGUUCGUGAAGGAAGACGUGGUGAGGAUCAGCAAUGGACUCAGUGACAAAAAAGCCAUUGCUGAUAAGGUGAGAGAGUUUCUGGACAAUAAGUACAACUGGUACAACUGGGUGGUGAUGGUGUACACAGAUGAACAUAACAAUCAUGUGAUAUAUAAUAUGAAAAAGAUCCCUGUGGGUAAGAUCACUGUCAAUGUGGGCUACACUCAGAAAGCAGAGGAGAUAAGUAAAGAACAAGUAAAAAACAACCUGGAUCGGUGCUACACGAAGAAAUAUGGCCCCAGCAGUAGACAAUGGGACGUAGUUAAAAUGUAUGAGGAUGCCGGGAUGAAGAUGCCCGAGAAGGACGAAACACUUUGUAAUAAAAGUGCAACAGAAAUUCCGCAAUUUUCUUUAGGAUAUACUCACGGUCUCUACAUCUAUUACUCCCGAAACAUGUCUCCCUGCAACAAUAACUCAUGUCAGAACGGAGGAGACUGCAAGCCUCUGUGGGACACCAACAAAUAUUUGUGUGAGUGUCCUCCUAGUUACCAUGGAGACACAUGUGAAAACAAGAUUGAGAACAAAAACAUCUCAGCUAUUGAAAAAGGCCUCACUGUGCCUGACAUCACCAUCAACGGCAAACUGAAAAAGAUUCAAUUUACACUAGACAACAUGCGACGUGGUCGCUAA
Perca flavescens (yellow perch) is the source of this 1632-nucleotide messenger RNA. RefSeq lists its product as uncharacterized. The transcript is spliced from 3 exons. The record is from RefSeq and is a predicted model, not a curated record. The coding region runs from base 1 to 1632 and encodes 543 amino acids. Lineage: Eukaryota; Metazoa; Chordata; Actinopteri; Perciformes; Percidae.